Parnassius apollo (apollo) is the source of this 1056-nucleotide messenger RNA. The record is from the annotation of a GenBank genome assembly. Lineage: Eukaryota; Metazoa; Arthropoda; Insecta; Lepidoptera; Papilionidae.
AUGACAACACGACAACAAUACACACUUACACUCACUCGAUCUAAACUACCUGCUCGCCACGCUGCACUUCCUGGCUGCCGUGGCGGCGCCGCCGCACCCAGACCUCGCCGCCGUGUUAGUGAGUGUGACAUAACGACAACACGACAACAAUACACACACUCACUCGACCUAACCUACCUGCGCGCCACGGUGCACUUCCUGGCCGCCGUGGCCGCGCCGACGCAUGCAGACCUUGCCGCCGUGUUAAAUGAGACAGAGAUGCGACUAGAGGAUCGUGUCGCGUUCGCUUGCAUCUACCUGUCGGACACGAAGCUCCACGAGUACGUAAAGCAGACGUGUGACACGCUCAUGGAACAGGGCGAUUUGUCAGGAAUGUUGCUAACGGGAGUGAGCACGGAGGGCGUGUCGCUGCUGCAGCGCUGGGUGGAGUGCGGCGGCGACGUGCAGUCCGCCGCGCUGGUGGCGGCUCGCUGCGCACCGCCGGACCUGCUGCGGGAUCCGCGCGUGCUCAACUGGCUCGAGAGCUACCGCACACUACUGGACAGCUGGCGGCUGUGGUGGGCGCGGUGCGCGCUGGACACGUGCGUGUGGGCGGGCGCGGGUGCAGGUGCGGGCGAGGAGGCGGCGGCGCGGCGCGUGGGCGUGGCCUGCAGCUACUGCGGCAAGUCCGUGGCCGCGCCCGCCGCCAGCGCGCGCGCGCGCCCCGCCCUCGCGCGCCUCCCGCCGCCCGCCGCCAAGAUGAAGCAAAUUUCAUCGUGUCCUAACUGCCGCAAACCAUUGCCCCGUUGCGGCGUGUGUUUGCUGCACCUGGGCACUGGUGCUACCGGUGGUGUAGGCGUGGGAGUGGUGGGCUUGAGUUCUGGCAGUGGCGUGGGAGGAGCCUCGGGAGUGGGGGCGGGCGGCGCGCACUUCGGCGGCUGGUUCAGUUGGUGCGUGGCGUGCAGGCACGGAGGCCAUGCCGCGCACUUGCUUCAGUGGUUUAGCGAACACUCGGAGUGUCCAGUAAGCUCGUGCUCGUGUCGCUGUAGCUCGUUGGACCCACCGGACCACCUUUAA